CUUUCCAAGCCUUUGUUUCUCUCCUCUGUGACAGAGACAGUAACGCCCACACAGCAGGUGGUGUUGAGAUUCAGAAAUCACACAGCGGUGCCCAAGUCUCCUUCUGCUCCCAGGGGUACCAGUGGGCAGGGUUUCUGAGCAUGGAUCAAAUCAUCCCAGCUUUGGAGACAGAACUCCUGCCAACUGAUGGGAGAGAAAAGAAUCCUCCACUAGCCUAUGACGUGGUGACCCUGAUCUUGAACUUGCUAGACAAGGGCACAGGUUCAGAGUUUCUGAGCAUGGAGUCAACUCCCCCAGCCUGGAGCACUGAAUUCACAGCAGGGGAAACACAUUAUGAGACCUAUUCUGGACCUUGUGAAUUGGCCACUCGGAUCUUAGCUUGGCUGACCGCCCUCAUUGCCCCCGUGGGGCUGGUGGGAAACGGCAUUGUGCUCUGGCUGCUGGGCGUCCGCAUGCGCAGGAACGCCUUCUCCGUCUACAUCCUCAACCUGGCCGUGGCUGACUUCAUCUACCUCUGCUUCCUGAUGAUAGAAUCCAUGUAUAUACUCAUUAACUUAGUCUGGUAUCCCCUCAUCAUCUAUAUGAUCUUCAUCUAUGUGUUGGUUUUUUCCUACCUGGCAGGGCUGAGCAUGCUGAGCGCCAUCAGCACCGAGCGCUGCAUGUCCGUCCUGUGGCCCAUCUGGUACCGCUGCUGCCGCUCGAGAGACACGUCAACUGUUGUGUGUGGCCUGCUCUGGGCCAUGGCCCUGCUGGUGAGCACCGUGAAUCUCUUCUGUGGAUUUCUGUACGGGUUUGACCAUGAUGUGUGUCAGACAGCUCAAAUCACAGGAGCUACGUGGCUGACUGUUUUGUUUGUGGUUCUCUGUGGCUCCAGCCUGACCCUGCUCCUCAGAUUCCUAUGUGGUUCCCGGCCGAUGCGGAUGACCAGGCUGUAUGUGACCAUCCUGCUCACAGUGCUGGUCUUCCUCCUCUGUGCCCUGCCCUUGGGCAUUGCCUGGCUCUCAUGGAUUCAGGGUGAUUUUGAAGUAGAUUGUUAUUUACGUGCAGCUUCCCUGUUCCUGUCAUCUGUCAACAGCAGCGCCAACCCCAUCAUUUACUUCUUUGUGGGCUCCUUUAGGCAGCGGCGGCAGCAAGGGCGGCAGACCCUGCGGCAGGUUCUCCAGCGGGCUCUGCAGGACACCCCUGAGGUGGAUGAACCUGGGGGCAGCCUUCCUCAGGGAUCCCUGGAGCUGUCGGGAAGCAGAUAG
Microcebus murinus (gray mouse lemur) is the source of this 1247-nucleotide messenger RNA. RefSeq names its product mas-related G-protein coupled receptor member X1-like. Gene Ontology annotation, biological process: G protein-coupled receptor signaling pathway. Lineage: Eukaryota; Metazoa; Chordata; Mammalia; Primates; Cheirogaleidae. The record is from RefSeq and is a predicted model, not a curated record. Gene Ontology annotation, cellular component: plasma membrane. Gene Ontology annotation, molecular function: G protein-coupled receptor activity.